Messenger RNA from Trypanosoma rangeli, 1122 nucleotides. RefSeq lists its product as uncharacterized. The record is from RefSeq and is a predicted model, not a curated record. NCBI's taxonomy places the organism in Eukaryota, Euglenozoa, Kinetoplastea, Trypanosomatida, Trypanosomatidae. The transcript has a single exon. The coding region runs from base 1 to 1122 and encodes 373 amino acids.
AUGAUGCAUCGACUUCAGCGGCGUCGUUAUUUCACUGCUGUUUGUGGCUCGCUCUCUUGUAUUGUCUGGACCAGCACCAGAUCAUGCUUCAGUGGAAGGCCCGCUUAUAUGCAGCUACACGCCGCAUAUUUCAUGAUGCACAAUAUCUCCCAGCAGGGGGGGUGCGCUGGGAGGAGCGAGUUUUUGCCCGGCGAAGAAACAAGCUUUAGCCGCGAAAGUGAUGAGGUGCAGCUACGCGCUGAGUUGGAGUGUCUCACAAAGCGGCUUGACAUCGCACAUGAGGUUAUUCGUGAACUUCUGGGACUCGUAGAUAAAAAGCGAUACUCCAGUGAGCUUGCUGCGUUGGAUAAAAAUUUUGUUGGCGGUGUGGGCUUGGUUGUGACAUCCACCGCUGCUGAACUUGAGAAGGCGCUGCAGACGCCUGGCUCCCGCAUUAUCCUUGCUGAAAACCACCAUUAUGUGCUGGGAACACGCGGCCCAAUAGUGAUCUCCCACACAAAUAUUUCUAUUUGGGGCAACAAAUCUACAAUUGAGGGAAGCAUACAGCUGUCGCACCAUGCCACCUUGGACGCAUGUGACGUUACUUUUAAGGGUUUGAAGGAUACAUCAGAUGAGUAUGACGAGGAUGGUGUGGAUUGGAAAAGCACCUCUAUGCUUCCGUGCAUUGAGGCGACCCAGCGUUCUAGAGUGUACCUGCAUAACUGUAGUCUCAUUGGAGGACGCGAUGGCGUGUAUCUCGGCAUCGAGUCCAAAGCGCAACUAAAAAAUGUGUACAUUUCAGAUUGUGCCCGGGGGAUUUAUGAGGGCGUCGGCUGCAGAGUUUAUCUCUCGGAGUGCAUGAUGGCGGGAAAUUUUUUUCAUUUGGUGUUGCUUGGCCGGGGCCGUAAGGCCACAGCGGCCGCGCUAUCAGCAACGAAUUCGUCGGAUGAAACGAAUGAGGAGGUGGGAAUAUCAGUACGUUUUCUCGACACUUCUGAUGUGGGGAAAAAGCGCACCCGUGCCGACAUUGCCCUAGAUCAUAAUCCAAUUACUGACACUUACGCUGAAUUUAUUCAUAGAGGCAAAAAGAUUGAGUUACCUCAGAAGUUGUCUACCUGCAGCCUCUCGGACCCUGUUUACUGA